AUAGUAAUUUGGUAUCUUUAGCAGAGAUAAUAAGAGGCUACAAAUGAGUAAGCUUAUUUAGGUACAUUUACAUAUGAAUACUGUUACCACACAUAGUUUAACAUAUGUGUAAAUUACCUAGGAUAGCCCAAGAAUGUCAGUGUGACUUAUUUUCAUUGGGGUCCUUGUACACUGGUGGAAGAACAGAAUAAAUUGAAAGAAGAAAUUUCAAGUGCUACAGCCAUUGGAAAUUUAAAAAAAAAUAUUAUAUGAUGAACAAGUUGAUGAAUAUGGUGCACCACAAGAAUAACUCUGCAUCUGUAAUUACAACUGAGCAAUUACAAAUGGGUUAUGUUCUCUGGCGGGGUAAUUGAAAAAAAAGGCAAGAUUAAAGGCAUCAAACAGGUUGGCAGUAUAAGUAGUAAUAGUAGCACUAGUGGGACCAGCAGCAGUAGCUGCAGCAGUCACAGCAAUAAAAGUGGCAGCAGCAGCAGCAGUUGCAGCAAUAACAGCAGCGGCGGCGGCGGCAGCAGCAGCAGCAGCGGUAGUUCCCCACCAGGAACCCCACCACACGUGCAGAUGGCUUCCCAUGAGAGUCUGAAUUCAGAAUCAAAAUCAAGCUCCCUCAAUUCCAAACUUGGACAUGAGUUGGCGGGGUCACCCUCGGCGGGGUCUCCCUCCCCCCCAAAGAGUGUCUGCUCUUCCAGCUCCACCUCCACUGACCAACACCACCACAACCAACUUUCGCAUGUCCUCAACGCCACUUCAAAAAUGACAGUGCGUGAUGGCUCAAGAACACUGCGUCCUGAUGAACCUUCACUAGUUCCUGGGGAGCAUAUGGAGGGGACAGCACGAGAGGUGACCUACCUCUGUCCGUACACAGGUCCAAAGAAGGGCACGUUAUCCGUCACUAAUUAUCGUUUAUACUUUCGAAGUCCCGAAACUGAUCCCCCUUUUGAAUUAGAAGUACCGUUGGGUGUGGUAUCAAGAAUAGAGAAAGUGGGUGGUGCAAAUACUAGUCGUGGCGAAAACUCAUAUGGUAUUGAAAUAUUUUGUAAAGAUAUUCGAAACUUGCGGUUUGCUCAUAAGCAGACUGACGUACAGUACCCCCUGCCCAUUGACAGAGAAAUGAAUAUCACAGUAUUCAGGCGGUUCAGGAUCCUACAAAAUUUUGGUGGUUAUGGAACUGGUCAAAUAAAUGAGGAAAACCACUCUCGUCGGAUGGUGACAGAAAAGCUUCUUCAGUAUGCAUUUCCUGCCUCUCAUAAGCUGCCUUUCUUUGCCUUUGAAUACUGUGAACAGUAUCCUGAGAAUGGCUGGAGUGUUUAUGAGCCCAUCGCUGAACUGAAGAGACAGGUAAUGUUAAGCAGUGCUAAUGUUGCAACUGCCAUUAAGCAUGUGCUUGUAUUACUGUAUACUCUAGUAUAAAAUUUAUUACUGACU
This is a messenger RNA of Cherax quadricarinatus, 1422 nucleotides long. The record is from RefSeq and is a predicted model, not a curated record. Lineage: Eukaryota; Metazoa; Arthropoda; Malacostraca; Decapoda; Parastacidae.